AUGCUGCUUCCUCCCCCUGGCCGUGAUCAUCUUCUGCUACAUUUCCGUGUGGCUGACCAUCCGUGAUAUCAAGUGAUAUUUCAAAUAUACUAUACUGUAGCAAGCAACUAUGUUGUUCAAUAAAGUAAUGGUCAAGUGUACCUUUUGGAAAUGCAUAUUAGAGGGUUAAAUCUAACCAGUUGAUAUUCCUUCUGAAUGACCACAGGUUGCCGUGCAGCAGAAAGACUCUGAGUCAACGCAGAAGGCUGAAAAGGAAGUGUCCAGGAUGGUUGUUGUCAUGAUUAUCACUUUCUGUGUAUGCUGGGGACCUUAUACCUGCUUUGCCUGCUUUGCUGUGGCUAACCCUGGGUAUGCUUUCCACCCUCUGGCUGCUGCAAUGCCUGCCUACUUUGCCAAAAGUCCAGUUAUCUAUGUCUUCAUGAACAAACAGGUGGGUGUAUUUGUCAGAUAGCUACAUGUAUUUUUACCCAGUAAUAAUGAAGUGGUUAUCAAAGCACUCAUGUCUACCUAAAUGUAGACUUAUAUUUUGAAGCUCUUUCCUCAUGUUCCAUUAAUCUUCUCUCUCUCCAGUUCCGUUCUUGCAUCAUGCAGCUCUUUGGCAAGGCAGAAGAUGAUGGCUCUGAAGUGUCUAAAUCAAAAACAGAGGUUCCCUCCAAGGCACAUGCAUAAACCCCAGACAACCUCUUGGAAACAAAUUGUGAAUGUUCUGAGGAGAUUUUCCAAAUGUACAGUACAUCCUCUUGUGUUUCUUAAACAAAUAAUUUCCCACAACUUUUUAGGAGAUUAUUAAGCUUGAACUCAUGUGCAAUGUGUGUAAAAAACCUUAACCACAUAACCUAAAUUGCUAUAGACCACCCCUUGGAGUUUUUUUUUCUCGAAACAACCAGAGAGUUAUGUACUUAUGUAUACAAUAGCUAUUGGAGUGGUACAUUAUGGGAAUAUGUAUAUAGUACUACUAUCAAUGUCUUGUCAAGUGACAGAAAAAGUUGCCAUCUUGGAAGGCAUUCCCUUCACUCUGCAGUGGCUAAACUAGACAGCAUCACAGCUAAGGAGAACUGAAAUUAACUGCCAUUGGAAAUCUGAUAAUCUCAAAACUAUGUGAACAAUUUAUGGUUUCAAAACCCCUCACGUUCAAAGUAACUUGAGAGGUAAACAUUUUGUAGCCCUCUUGCAAAAACUACAAUAAUAAAUAAUACAUGUAAAUAUAUAAUUGUGUAUAUAUACAAUGUAUUUAACAAUGGGGUUUUUUCUAAUUAAAAUACAUUUAAUGCAUGUAGCAAAAUGAAAAUACCUUCUGGUCUCACUUUCCAUGUUUAUCCACUAUUUAUUCAAUGUUUAUUCACUGCUACCUGUUAUGAAUGAUUGUUUAAAGACCAAGCUCACACGACACACCCCAUAUGAACUCUCUUGUUGUCACGAUCGUCAGGAACAGAUGUGGACCAAGGCGCAGCGUUGAAGGCGAACAUAUUUAUUUAAUUAGAAUGAUCACACGAUCAAAACAACAAAACGAUGACGUGACAGUCAAUGGUCAUACACAAACCAAAAUACGAACAAGAAACCACAAACAAUGAAUGCCUAACGGCUACCUAAGUAUGACUCCCAAUCAGAGACAACGAGCUACAGCCCUCUCUGAUUGGGAGCCACCCUGGCCAACAUAGAUAUACAACGACUAGAACAUAAACAAAUGAACACCCUGGCUCAACAUACGAGAGUCCCCAGAGCCAGGGCGUGACAGUACCCCCCCCCCCAAAGGCGCGGACUCCGACCGCGCCAACCAAACACAACAGGGGAGGGACCGGGUGGGCACUCCGCCUCGGCGGCGGAUCCGGCUCCGGACAUGACCCCCACUUCUUCUCUAAACCCCCAAAGUACCCCUGGUCCGGUCUGGCCCUGCUGACCGGAGCUGGACUGCACACUGGUGGAGCGGAUAGCUUCAGCUCCGUAGUGGAGCAGUUGACCGGGACCUUACCAGGCACCGGUGACCCAGGCACGGGUUGUGCUGGACUGACGACGCGCACCCCUGGCUUGGUGCGUGGAGGAGGAACGGGCCUUACCAGGCUGACGACGCGCACCCCUGGCUUGGUGCGUGGAGGAGGAACGGGCCUUACCAGGCUGACGACGCACACCGUAGGCUUGGUGCGUGGAGCAGGGACAGGCCGGACUGGGCUGACGAAGCACACCACUGACUUGGUGCGGGGAGCAGGAACGGGCCGAGCCGGGCUGAGGAAGCGCACCACUGACUUGGUGCGGGGAGCAGGAACGGGCCGAGCCGGGCUGACGAAGCGCACCACUGCCUUGGUGCGGGGAGCAGGAACGGGCCGAGCCGGGCUGACGAAGCGCACCACUGACUUGGUGCGGGGAGCAGGAACGGGCCGAGCCGGGCUGACGAAGCGCACCACUGACUUGGUGCGGGGAGCAGGAACGGGCCGAGCCGGGCUGACGAAGCGCACCACUGACUUGGUGCGGGGAGCAGGAACGGGCCGAGCCGGGCUGACGAAGCGCACCACUGACUUGGUGCGGAGAGCAGGAACGGGCCGAGCCGGGCUGACGAAGCGCACCACUGACUUGGUGCGGGGAGCAGGAACGGGCCGAGCCGUACUGGGGACACACACCACUGGCCCUACACCGGGAUCUGGAACGGGCCGGACCGGACUGGUAACACACCCCAGUACCUCUCGCCGUGCCUCUACACCUUCCAUCCCCUCUUCGACCAGUGGCCCCCGUAACCUGGCGGCCUCCUCUGCCAACCCGCUGGACCGCUCUAUCGCGGCCUCCUGCUGCCCCGACGUCGUGAGCCCCCCCCCUAAAAAAAUUCUGGGGGUCUCUCUUCCCCGUGGACCAGGCCUCUAUCGUUCUCGCCCAACUCUCGCUCUCCUGCUUCCAACUCCAGCCAUUCUGCUCCUCCUUUGGCUUGACCCAGUCGAGACUCUUCCUCCAUUGUUCCCAAGUCCACCCUCUCUGCUCCUCACUAGGCUUGACCCAGUCGAGGUUGCCACGGAGAUCUGCUAACGAUUCCCCUGGCGAUGGCUCCUGGACACGCUGCUUGGUCCAGUUUUGUUGGUUUCUUCUGUCACGAUCGUCAGGAACAGAUGUGGACCAAGGCGCAGCGUUGAAGGCGAACAUAUUUAUUUAAUUAGAAUGAUCACACGAUCAAAACAACAAAACGAUGACGUGACAGUCAAUGGUCAUACACAAACCAAAAUACGAACAAGAAACCACAAACAAUGAAUGCCUAACGGCUACCUAAGUAUGACUCCCAAUCAGAGACAACGAGCUACAGCCCUCUCUGAUUGGGAGCCACCCUGGCCAACAUAGAUAUACAACGACUAGAACAUAAACAAAUGAACACCCUGGCUCAACAUACGAGAGUCCCCAGAGCCAGGGCGUGACAGUACCCCCCCCCCAAAGGCGCGGACUCCGACCGCGCCAACCAAACACAACAGGGGAGGGACCGGGUGGGCACUCCGCCUCGGCGGCGGAUCCGGCUCCGGACAUGACCCCCACUUCUUCUCUAAACCCCCAAAGUACCCCUGGUCCGGUCUGGCCCUGCUGACCGGAGCUGGACUGCACACUGGUGGAGCGGAUAGCUUCAGCUCCGUAGUGGAGCAGUUGACCGGGACCUUACCAGGCACCGGUGACCCAGGCACGGGUUGUGCUGGACUGACGACGCGCACCCCUGGCUUGGUGCGUGGAGGAGGAACGGGCCUUACCAGGCUGACGACGCGCACCCCUGGCUUGGUGCGUGGAGGAGGAACGGGCCUUACCAGGCUGACGACGCACACCGUAGGCUUGGUGCGUGGAGCAGGGACAGGCCGGACUGGGCUGACGAAGCACACCACUGACUUGGUGCGGGGAGCAGGAACGGGCCGAGCCGGGCUGAGGAAGCGCACCACUGACUUGGUGCGGGGAGCAGGAACGGGCCGAGCCGGGCUGACGAAGCGCACCACUGCCUUGGUGCGGGGAGCAGGAACGGGCCGAGCCGGGCUGACGAAGCGCACCACUGACUUGGUGCGGGGAGCAGGAACGGGCCGAGCCGGGCUGACGAAGCGCACCACUGACUUGGUGCGGGGAGCAGGAACGGGCCGAGCCGGGCUGACGAAGCGCACCACUGACUUGGUGCGGGGAGCAGGAACGGGCCGAGCCGGGCUGACGAAGCGCACCACUGACUUGGUGCGGAGAGCAGGAACGGGCCGAGCCGGGCUGACGAAGCGCACCACUGACUUGGUGCGGGGAGCAGGAACGGGCCGAGCCGUACUGGGGACACACACCACUGGCCCUACACCGGGAUCUGGAACGGGCCGGACCGGACUGGUAACACACCCCAGUACCUCUCGCCGUGCCUCUACACCUUCCAUCCCCUCUUCGACCAGUGGCCCCCGUAACCUGGCGGCCUCCUCUGCCAACCCGCUGGACCGCUCUAUCGCGGCCUCCUGCUGCCCCGACGUCGUGAGCCCCCCCCCUAAAAAAAUUCUGGGGGUCUCUCUUCCCCGUGGACCAGGCCUCUAUCGUUCUCGCCCAACUCUCGCUCUCCUGCUUCCAACUCCAGCCAUUCUGCUCCUCCUUUGGCUUGACCCAGUCGAGACUCUUCCUCCAUUGUUCCCAAGUCCACCCUCUCUGCUCCUCACUAGGCUUGACCCAGUCGAGGUUGCCACGGAGAUCUGCUAACGAUUCCCCUGGCGAUGGCUCCUGGACACGCUGCUUGGUCCAGUUUUGUUGGUUUCUUCUGUCACGAUCGUCAGGAACAGAUGUGGACCAAGGCGCAGCGUUGAAGGCGAACAUAUUUAUUUAAUUAGAAUGAUCACACGAUCAAAACAACAAAACGAUGACGUGACAGUCAAUGGUCAUACACAAACCAAAAUACGAACAAGAAACCACAAACAAUGAAUGCCUAACGGCUACCUAAGUAUGACUCCCAAUCAGAGACAACGAGCUACAGCCCUCUCUGAUUGGGAGCCACCCUGGCCAACAUAGAUAUACAACGACUAGAACAUAAACAAAUGAACACCCUGGCUCAACAUACGAGAGUCCCCAGAGCCAGGGCGUGACACUUGUAAAGCAGAUAGGAUAGAGAUUAUCUCUCAAAGACUACUUCCCUUUUUACUUCUUUAUAGUAAAACAUUUUUUAUUGUCAAAAUACGUUUUCUCUAUUUACAAGUAAUAAGAAUAAUUGUUAAGUCAACUAUUUUCUUGCAUGAAGAGGAUAAGCAAUUUCACCUGAAUGCUGAGAAACGUGACACCAAAAGCACUUCUUAUCCAAGAAGGAUUAACCUUAAAUUCAAACCUUGGUCUUCAGUUCUUCCGGGUCAGCAUACAGUAAUUGAACUCUUUGUGUGUGUGUGUGUGUGUGUGUGUGUGUGUGUGUGUGUGUGUUAAACCAUUUCUGAUUUAGAUCUUAAUCUCGAUGAGGACAUGGCUGGUAUAAAACCCCACAGAUUGGGGUAUACCAUUUUGUUGGUUGCUAACACCACAACAGGUGAAGAGCAAGAGAAGACAACCAGAAGACAGAAAAAGCUGCCAACAGGUAAAGGCAAAAAACACAACUGUGGCAACAAACAACUGGCAAGGCAAAUAUUUUAGAACAAUUCAAUGACUGAAAGGGAAAUAAUAUGUUGUCUUCUUGAUUUGCAUAUUCUUCAGAUACCUCUCAGAAAUGGCAGAGAGUUGGGGAAAUGAUGCUUAUGCAGCCAGGCGACAUAACCAAGAGACAACGAGAGAAUCUUCUUUCACCUACACCAAUAGCAAUAACACCAAAGGUGGGACAAGCAACUGUUUCUGCCUUGAUUGCAACUUCAUAUUCAUAUAUUUUAUUUUAUUUAAAUCAUGAGGUUAUGUUUCCUGUAAGUAUUGAUGUUAUAUACAACAUAGAUGGCAUAAGUGAAAUUGUGUUUCAUACAUAUAAUUUUAAUGAAUUAAUAUAAUUGAUGUAAUUUGCAUUGCUUUUGCAUCUCCAUUGAUCAUUUAAAAGCAUGUAGUUCAUCUAACCAGGCACUUGCACCUGUCAUUUCCUCCUUACGAAAUACCUUUCUCUGUUUUCUUUCAGAUCCCUUUGAGGGCCCCAACUACCACAUUGCUCCAAGAUGGGUGUACAAUGUCUCAACACUUUGGAUGAUCAUGGUGGUCAUCCUCUCAGUCUUCACCAAUGGCCUGGUACUGGUGGCCACUGCAAAAUUCAAGAAGCUCCAACACCCUCUCAACUGGAUCUUGGUCAAUCUUGCUAUUGCUGACAUUGGGGAGACACUUUUGGCUAGCACCAUCAGCGUUAUCAACCAGAUUUUUGGCUACUUCAUUCUGGGACACCCAAUGUGUGUCUUUGAGGGAUUCACUGUCUCCACUUGUGGUAAAAUGCAGUUUUACAUGGACUACAAUUUUAUCUAAUAUUUAACAAGGAAAUUCUACAUUGCUGCACAGUGCUGAGAAAGAGUAAUUGGCAGUUGCUAGAACACCAUAGCAUAGUGACAGUAAUCAGAAUGUCUCUUUUGUCUAAUUUAUAUGUAUAUCUUAUGCAGGUAUCGCUGCUCUGUGGUCUCUGGCUGUCAUCUCCUGGGAGAGAUGGGUGGUGGUGUGCAAGCCCUUUGGAAGUGUCAAGUUUGAUGCCAAAUGGGCUAUGGGAGGCAUUAUCUUCUCCUGGGUCUGGGCUGCUUUCUGGUGUGCUCCCCCCAUCUUUGGCUGGAGCAGGUGGGGAUUUCUCUUAUUAUUUCACUGAGGAUUCAAGUUCAAAAUAUGCAAUUAUUUAACCAAUUUCUCUAUCUCUCGCCCUCUACCAGGUACUGGCCUCAUGGCCUGAAGACUUCAUGUGGACCUGAUGUCUUCGGAGGCAAUGAGGAUCCUGGAGUCAAGUCCUACAUGAUAGUUCUCAUGAUUACGUGCUGCUUCCUCCCCCUGUUCGUGAUCAUCUUCUGCUACAUCUUUGUUUGGCUGGCCAUCCGUGCUGUAAGUGAUAUUUUAAAUAUACUAUACUGUAGCAAUCAACUAUGUUUUUCAAUACAAUAUCGGUCAAGUGUACCUUUUGAAAAGGCAUAUUAGAGGGUUAAAUAUAACCAUUUCAUAUUCCUUCUGAAUGACCACAGGUUGCCGCACAGCAGAAAGACUCUGAGUCAACACAGAAAGCUGAGAAGGAAGUGUCCAGGAUGGUUGUUGUCAUGAUUAUAGCUUACUGUGUAUGCUGGGGACCUUAUACCUGCUUUGCCUGCUUUGCUGCGGCUAACCCUGGGUAUGCUUUCCACCCUCUGGCUGCCGCAGUCCCUGCCUACUUUGCCAAGAGCGCCACCAUCUACAAUCCAGUUAUAUAUGUCUUCAUGAACAAACAGGUAAAUCUUAACAAGAUUUUCAGACAUUUUUUUUUAUCUUACUGAUUUCAUGUUACAAAGCUCUAACAAUACAAAUUUUUCUAAAUGUUUCACAAUUGCCUUUCUUGUGUACAUUUAUUUUAUUUUAAAAAGCAUCAGCUGAUGAUGUGUUCGCUCACUUUGUAGAUAGACACACAAUUUCAAAGUCUUCUUAUGUUUAAUUAUUCCUCUCUUGUCACACCCUGGUUCUGGGACUCGUUAUGUUGAGCCAGGGUGUGUGCAGUCUAUGUGGUUUGGUUCUAUGUUGGGUGUCAAAGUGUUGUAUUAUGUUGAUUAGUCAUAUGACUCCCAAUCGGAGGUAACGAGUGUCAGCUGUCGGCUCGUUAUCUCUGAUUGGGAGCCAUAUUUAUUCUGUAUGUGUUCUUGUGGGCAUUGUGGGUUAUUGUUCCGUGUUUCAGUAUUUGUACUGUGGACUUCACGAGUCGUCUUUUGUUUUGUAUUUUACGUGCUUACUCUAAUUAAAGUCAUGUUCGUUCAACGCGCUGCGCUUUGGUCUCCUUCACUCCUAGACGAUCGUGACAGAAUAACCCACCUAAGAAAGACCAAGCAGCGCGUCCAGGAGCAACAGGAUCCACCUACACAGGAUUUAUAUCCACCCAUAAAGGAGUCAUGGACAUGGGAGGAGAUUCUGGAUGGUAAGGGACCUUGGGCACAACCGGGAGAAUAUCGCCGUCCUCGGGAAGAGCUGGAGGCAGCUAAAGCCGAGAGGCGGCGAUAUGAGGAGGCAGCACGGAGGCAAGACUGGAAGCCUGUGGGUACUACCCAAGAAUUUCUUGGGGGGGGGCUAAGAGGGAGUGUGGCGAAGUCAGGUAGGAGACCUGCGCCUACUACCUGGACUGACCGUGGAGAGCGAGAGUACGGGCAGACACCGUGUUACGCAGUUGAGCGCAUGGUGUCUCCUGUACGCAGGCAUAGCCCGGUUCGGUACAGUCCAGCUCCACGUAUCGGCCGGGCCAGAUUGAGUGUUGAGCCGGAUGUCAUGAGGCCGGUCCCACGCAGCAGGUCACCAGUGCGUCUCCUCGGGCCGGCGUACAUGGCACCAGCCUUACGCAUGGUGUUCCCGGUUCGCCCACAUAGGCCGGUGCGGGUUAUUCCACCUCCCCGUACUGGUCGGGCGACGGGGAGCAUCAACCCAGGUAAGGUUGGGCAGGCUCAGUGCUCAAGGGAGCCAGUACGCCUGCACGGGCCGGUAUUUCCGGCGCCACCUCCUCACUCCAGCCCAGUACCACCAGUACCUACACCACGCACCAGGUUUCCUGUGCGUCUUCAGAGCCCUGUGUCUCCUCCACGCACUGGCUCGAUGGUGCGUGUCUCCAGCCCUUUACCACCAGUGCAUACACCACGCACCAAGCCUCCUGUGUGUCCCCAGAGUCCUGUGCGUCCUGUUGUUGCUUCCCGCACUAGCCCUGAGAUGCGUGUCCUCAGCCCGGUACCUCCUGUUCCGGCACCACGCACCAGGCCUACGAUGCGCCUCAGACGGCCAGAGUCGGCCGUCUGCCCAACGGGGCCUGAACUGUCCGUCUGCCCAACGCCGUCUGAACGGCCCGUCGGCCCAACGGCGCCUGAACUGUCCGUCUGCCCAACGCCGUCUGAACUGCCCGUCUGCCCAACGGCGCCUGAACUGCCCGUCUGCCCAACGCCGUCUGAACUGUCCGUCUGCCCAACGCCGUCUGAACUGCCCGUCUGUACUGAGCCUGCAAAGCCGCCCGUCUGCCAUGAGCCUUCAGAGCCGUCCGCCAGACCGGAGCCGCUAGAGCUCUCCGCCAGACAGGAUCAGCCAGAGCCUUCCGCCAGACCGGAUCAGCCAGAGCCUUCCGCCAGACAGGAUCAGCCAGAGCCUUCCGCCAGACAGGAUCAGCCAGAGCCUUCCGCCAGACAGGAUCAGCCAGAGCCGUCCGCCAGACCGGAUCAGCCAGAGCCUUCCGCCAGACAGGAUCAGCCAGAGCCUUCGGCCAGACAGGAUCAGCCAGAGCCUUCGGUCAGACAGGAUCAGCCAGAGCCUUCCGCCAGACCGGAUCAGCCAGAGCCUUCCGCCAGACCGGAUCAGCCAGAGCCUUCCGCCAGACCGGAUCAGCCAGAGCCUUCCGCCAGACAGGAUCAGCCAGAGCCUUCGGCCAGACCGGAUCAGCCAGAUCCGUCGGCCAGCCAUGAGCAGCCAGAUCCGUCAGCCAGCCAUGAGCAGCCAGAUCCGUCAGCCAGCCAUGAGCAGCCAGAUCCGUCAGCCAGCCAUGAGCAGCCAGAUCCUUCAGCCAGCCAUGAGCCGUUCAGCCAGGAUCCGCCAGAGCCAGCCAGCCAGGAUCCGCCAUUGAGUCAGGUGCUGCCCCUUAUCCUGGUGCUGCCCCUUAGUCUGGUGCUGCCCCUUAGUCUGGUGCUGCCCCUUAGUCGGGUGCUGCCCCUUAGUCCGGUGCUGCCCCUUAGUCCGGUGCUGCCCCUUAGUCCGGUGCUGCCUCUUAGUCCGGUGCUGCCCCUUAAACCGGUGGGGGUCAUUUGGAGGAACCUACGUAAGCGGGUAGUGACUAUGGUGGGGUGGUGGUCUAGGCCGGAGCCAGAACCGCCACCGAGGAGGUAUGCCCGCCCAGCCCUCCCCUGUUUGGGGGUUUUGAGGCGCGGUCGCAGUCCGCGCCUUUAGGGGGGGGUACUGUCACACCCUGGUUCUGGGACUCGUUAUGUUGAGCCAGGGUGUGUGCAGUCUAUGUGGUUUGGUUCUAUGUUGGGUGUCAAAGUGUUGUAUUAUGUUGAUUAGUCAUAUGACUCCCAAUCGGAGGUAACGAGUGUCAGCUGUCGGCUCGUUAUCUCUGAUUGGGAGCCAUAUUUAUUCUGUAUGUGUUCUUGUGGGCAUUGUGGGUUAUUGUUCCGUGUUUCAGUAUUUGUACUGUGGACUUCACGAGUCGUCUUUUGUUUUGUAUUUUACGUGCUUACUCUAAUUAAAGUCAUGUUCGUUCAACGCGCUGCGCUUUGGUCUCCUUCACUCCUAGACGAUCGUGACAUCUCUCCAGUUCCGUUCUUGCAUCAUGCAGCUCUUUGGCAAGGCAGAAGAUGAUGGCUCUGAAGUGUCUACAUCAAAAACAGAGGUUUCCUCUGUUGCACCCGCAUAAA
Coregonus sp. 'balchen' is the source of this 10442-nucleotide messenger RNA. The record is from the annotation of a GenBank genome assembly. NCBI's taxonomy places the organism in Eukaryota, Metazoa, Chordata, Actinopteri, Salmoniformes, Salmonidae.